Messenger RNA from Camelina sativa (false flax), 402 nucleotides. NCBI's taxonomy places the organism in Eukaryota, Viridiplantae, Streptophyta, Magnoliopsida, Brassicales, Brassicaceae. The record is from RefSeq and is a predicted model, not a curated record.
AUGGCCAGAAACAACAUACAUGAGGUAUGGGAGAGUGGUGUAGGUUAUAGUGUUGAUAUGGAUGCAAGAACUUGUGGAUGCAGGAAGUGGCAAAUGGUUGGAAUCCCAUGUUCUCAUGCGGCAAGUGUGAUAAUAGGGAAAAAAGAGAAGGUUGAGGAUUAUGCCUCUGACUACUACACAAAGAAAAGGUGGCGAGAGACAUACCUUGAUGGUAUUAGGACUGUGCAAGGGAUGCCACUGUGGCCUAGACUGAAUAAGUUGCCUGUAUUGCCACCACCAUGGAGAAGAGGAAAUCCAGGAAGGCCUUCUAACCAUGCUCGGAGGAAAGGAAGAAAUGAAUCUUCGUCUUCUUCAAAUACCAAGAAGAUGACAAGGGAAAAAAAGGAUCAUGACAUGCUCUAA